AUGGGAACUGGAUGCAACUUAUUCACCCAGCCAGUGCAAAAGUCAGAUUUUAGUAUAUUGAACAAGAUUGAUAAUCACAUCACUGAGGAGGAUAACAUUUUUCUCAUUACUAUACCAACUACUGAAGAGGUUAAGGAGGCUAUCUUCUCACUAAACCUUAAUAGUGCAGCAGGUCCUGAUGGUUUCAAUGGGUGCUUCUACCACUUAUGCUGGGACAUUAUAUCCAAUGAUGUGGUGAAUAUGGUUCAAGCAUUUUUUGAAGGCCAAAGGAUGUCUAGAUUCUACACUAGCACAUGCUUAGUACUUAUUCCAAAAGUGGAGUCCCCUAGUUUCUUUUCCCAGCUCAGACUAAUCAGUCUCAGUAAUUUCUCCAACAAUAUAGUGUCUAAGAUUGUCACAAAUAGAAUCACCUUAAUGUUGCCUAAGAUCAUUUCAGAAAACCAAACAGGUUUCAUGAAAGGAAGGCUCAUAACUGAGAAUAUCCUCUUAACUCAGGAGAUUGUUAAGGACAUUGGUAAAAAAAAUAUUGGAGGAAAUAUGGUUAUCAAAUUGGAUAUGGAUAAAGAAUAUGACAAGAUUUCUUGA
Nicotiana tabacum (common tobacco) is the source of this 585-nucleotide messenger RNA. The record is from RefSeq and is a predicted model, not a curated record. Lineage: Eukaryota; Viridiplantae; Streptophyta; Magnoliopsida; Solanales; Solanaceae.